Malaya genurostris is the source of this 2298-nucleotide messenger RNA. RefSeq lists its product as uncharacterized. The transcript is spliced from 4 exons. Bases 156 to 2015 code for a protein of 619 amino acids. The record is from RefSeq and is a predicted model, not a curated record. Lineage: Eukaryota; Metazoa; Arthropoda; Insecta; Diptera; Culicidae.
GUGCUAGACAAUGUCAAACGAGUGAUUCAGAUUUUGAUUAUGAAGCUCAGGUGCAACAAAUAAAGUUAAUUGCUUUUAGCUAUUUACUUUUUGGCGUCAUUAGUUUUUUGUUUCAUUCCCAAAAGUACCUUCCUGAUAUACAAUUGAAUGUACUCAUGGAGCUUAGUAUUCUAGUAACGUUGUUGGUGGCGUUAGGACGUGCUUCGGCAGCAAACGAUAAUAAAUGUGAUAUUCCAAAAGUGCUGCAGGGGACAUGGUUCAGUUGGGAAGUUGGUGAACCGACAACAACCACGAUCGAUGCUUGGUCCUACCAAAGGAUCGGCCCAAAACAGGGACGCUAUCGUUUGGAAUGUAUCGACAGUAGACGAAAUGGUUCGGAUCACACAUUCAUCUUCCAGGGCACCGACUGCUAUACGUGUGUAAAUGCGUUUCCGCGUACGCUCAAUGUGUUUGAAAAGUAUGAAACUCCCUGCGUGACGUUAGAGCGGAACCAAAAGCCAACGAUCGACCGAAUCUGUCGGGGGCUUCGACGAGAUCAGCAACUGAUUACCUUGUUCAACAAGAAUUUUAUUCCUAUUAGCUGUCGAUCCUCACUAGAAGGUGUAUGGCAAUUCGCCUAUCAGAAUCGAUUCCGUUUCACCGGUGAGUGCGAUAGUCAAGAGGCCCGAAUCCAAUCAUGUCAAACUCCGGGUACACAAUUUUUGAUUCAGAAUCAGAAAUUCAACAUCACCUAUCGCCAGUGUCAAGGAAUGGAUGGCACAUUCAACGGAGUUGUUGAAUUCAGUUGUUUGGGCGAUUGGUUCAUCGGGAAGAACCACUACUUUGCUGUGGUGAACACAAAAGAAUCACGUGAGGAUGAAAAGUAUCGUUGUUUUUUGAAAAAUCGUGACGAUGAUCUCUACAUUGGUGCCUCGAUCACGGCGGAAUGUAAUACUAUCAAAACGGUAGAAAAAUCACCGGAACGUUACCGUGUUACCCCGGUCAAAUCGGAAGUAGUCGAGCCUGGUUGCAGAUUUCCGCAAAACUUCACCGGCGAAUGGAUCAACACGGCCAACGUAGACGCCGAGGUUACGAUCAACGAGACGCACAUAAUCGAAACCUACUAUCCCGAUAGAGCACGGUACAGGAGAACGAUUUAUGUUUGCCGCGAGCAACGCGAUACCAGAAUUAUGAUGGCUCGUUUGACGGUCGACGGUUGUCAGAAGGAUUAUGUUUGUUUCGAUUUCGUACCCAGACAUCACAACGUAAUCCGCUAUCGGCGAGGGUUGGCCGUCAUAAAGGAUGAUUUCAGUACCGUAUGUUCGUGGGUGCAGUUCCCGAACAAAGAAGAAUGGCGUUAUGAACUGUUCCUUGCGGCAAAACCGGUUCCUGUGCGCUGUCCAGUGGCUGGCAAAUUCAAUUUCACACAGAAAGGAGAAUCGCCAUUCAGAACUCGCAUUCUUGGUGGUGUCACACUAAGUCCGCGUCCCGAUAUUCGUUGUAAGCAGAACAUUUCCGAUUUCUCGGUUUGCGAUACCGACCAGAAAGAGAUGGCCGUCGAUGCGAACUACUGUCUAUCGGUAGAUCAUCUCGGUCGACCGGUCGACAUCUAUAGCGAUCCCGAUUACCGUAUGAAAUGCAUCGGCUACUGGCAGGAGAAUCUCAGGUCCUAUCUGAUCACUUACGAUGAUCUAGAUCCAUUGUCGAAAUACCGAUGCUGGGUUUAUCAGCGUGCGGAUUUGAACCGGGUGCUGAUGUCUCAGGCCGUAGGAGCUUUCUGUCACGUCAAACAGGAUGUCACCUCCUGGAACUACACCGAGGGUGCAGUGGUGGCAAUCGAUAUGACCGAGUACGAGCGAGAACGUGACCAGUGUCCGAUGCAUUUCGACGACGGUUCAAAUCCCUGGCAGGGAGCGGAAAACUACAUCAAAAUCUUUCCGUGGUUGAUUUACCGAAGUACCGCCACUGCCCUCGGUGGAUCGGUAAACGCAUUUGUGUUGUCGAUGGCAGCACUACUGCUGAAGCUACUGUUUUAAGGGGCAGUAUUGAAAAUUAACUAGCAAUUUUCUAAAGUUUUAGGAAGAUAACCACAAAUCUCACUUAUUCCACGUUUCCGUCCACAGAAGUCUCGGGAGAAAUUGUACUCAUGUGCCUUUGGAGAGUAAUAAAUGUUUUAGAAGUAAACCAGCAUACACUAAGUAUUAAAAAAAACAAGAGUAGUAAAAGUUUUAUACUUGGCAGCGUUAAUUGUAAAGCAAUAAACAUAAGUUUUAUUGAUGAAAUGAUUUAAUGAUAAGAAAUAAACAUUCCAAGCUGUAA